AUGGAUAGCCACUCUAUUGUGCAGUUCUUCUCAUCAGCGUUGCAACAGCAUGGCACGAAGGCGCCUUCAGACCGCACCGACAGCUUUGUGAUGUACACCGUGCCGGCCGAUGCUUUCCUGCAGAUGACAGAAGUCAAGAUGCACGAGGAGCUCGUGGACGCGGGUGUGGUGAAAGAAUUUCAUGAGAGCAUGGGAAAGGCCAUGUUCGUGUCGCACCAGUGGCUGAGUGACGCCCAUCCUGAUCCCCACUUCCAGCAGCUCAGAGUUCUUCAGGAUGCCCUGAAGAACAUGGCUGCCGGAAGCAGCACCAUCUCCCUGGCGAUCUUCUCAGAAAUUGUGUACGGUCGCACAAGAUGCCCCCCAGCCGGCGACUUCGCCUGCGGCCGACUUCACAUCUGGUAUGACUACUUUAGCAUCCCACAGAGCAGCGGUGGCCGCGCAUCUCAGCGCCGCCAGGCUGCCAUCCAAACCAGCCCAGCCUUCGUGGCAAGGUGCGAGUUCUUUGUCGUGCUGUGCCCGGCCUUGGAGCACACAAACCAGCAGCGGACGUUGAGCUAUUCAACUUGGUGCGAAAGGGGGUGGUGUCGCACAGAGAGAGCCGCACGCGAACUCUCCAUGUACAGUGGCGGGUACGUCAUUCUUGUAGAGAGCGCCACGCACCAGACACUGAUGUGGGCAGGACUGAGCAUGAGGGAUGCACCUGGUGAAGGAGAGUUUACACUUGACAGUGACAGAGUGUGGAUCGGUCGUAUGGCUACGCAGAUGGUGUGGUCCAAGCUUUUCUACUACCUCGAGCGUGGACAAUUUCACAACUACCGGUUCCUUCUCAACUCACAAGCGGCGGCAUAUUUCCGCGCUCUUGACGUGGAGCCGAUUGACUGUCUUAUUCCGGGAUUUUCCACUGAGAUCGACCCGAAUGUUGACUGCAAGGGUUUCAUGCUGGAGCGUUUCCUGCAUCACAACGGCUUCAGGAACAUCUUCGAGCGGGACGAUGGAGGGUUUCCGCCCAUUUGCUUUGCGGCGAUGGGCAACAACCUCGUGGUGCUGCAAGCGCUUCUUGACCGAAGGGUGGAUAUCAACCAGGCUACGACCAAGCCCAAGACAGAAGUCAAUUUUCCCGGCAAGCUGACGGCUCUGGGAAUAGCUUCCUUACUCCGCAACAAUGAAGCUGUUGAGCUGCUACUGUGCGCCAGAGCCCACAUCAACUACAAGGAUGGUUUUGGUGGCAAUGCCCUCCAUACGGCGUGUGCCGGGGACAAUCCACGCGGGGUGCGUCUACUCUGCCAUGCUCGUGCCGACAUGAAUCAACAGUCUGUGCCGGGAAUGAGCCCUUUCAUGAUUUCGUGUGCGUGCGGAAGUCAGCGUGCCAUGAAGGAGAUGCUCACUCUGAAUCCAGAUUUGAGCUUGCGACAUUGCCUACACAUCGCACUCAUGUUCGCUGGAGCUGGUUCUGCCGACGUGGUUUCCGUUCUGCUCGCUGCGCGGGCGAAUGCAAAUGAGCAGUUCCGGGUACAGAUCCGGGAGCCCGGGUGGUGGCUUCUAAUGAACGAAUUGGGUGUGAGGCAUCGGGUAAGCCCAUCCAGGCUGACUCUGUUGGCAUAUCAUCAUUACGAUGCUACGCCGCAGAUGUUCAGCAUUCUGGGUGGUUCGCUGGAUUCCGUGUCCACUUUGCUGUCAGCCCGAGCCCGCAUAGACAUCCAAAAUUACCGUAAGAAAACGGCAUCCGAUCUGGCACGCCAGAUGCUCGCGCCAUCGUGGUUGAUCGAGGUCUGCUGUGCUAAAGGCCAGCAAGACACCGAGACCCCUGCCGAGAGCGACACGUUUUCCAUUUGA
Molecule: messenger RNA, 1833 nt
Organism: Symbiodinium natans
Lineage: Eukaryota; Dinophyceae; Suessiales; Symbiodiniaceae
Source: the annotation of a GenBank genome assembly